UUACUCCUUGAAUGAAAGUCAGUGACAAACACACAGUCAAGAAGAAAGGAGAGGAGAAGAAAAGAGGUGUUACAUGUAGCGUCACCGUGCUCUGACCACUGUUCCGUGAUUGACUAGACACCUGGAUGUGAAAAAGUAUCAACAGUCCUGCUUUUACCUCCAGUCUCUGCUGCCCUGAGUCCGAUGGCAAAGCAUGACCCGAAGGACCCCCCUCCUCCUUACUACUCUAUUGACGUGCACACCCAGCCCCCCCUCAAGUCCUACGAGGAGGUGGUGUACGGUGUGGGUCCAGGCCUGACACCCCCCAACCAGCCACAUUACAUACCCCAGUAUCCACCACCUGUGGUUGUUCACCAAGUCACACAGCCAGCCCCCAGUAAUAAGAGGAGGAGAUGCUGUGAGAGUAAUUCCCAGUGUUACGGAGGGUCAGGGGGAGCCUUACUGGUGCUUGCUCUGCUGGCACUGGCCAUCUGGCUUGGAGUUCGUUAUGGCACCAGGCUGUCAACAACAGUGACCAUUUACAAUGAGAACAAUGAUGACAGAAUUGAAGAUCCGUUGCCAAUUUUCGACACCUGCCCGAACAAUACAGUCCAGUGUGAUGGGAUAGUAGACUGCAAACUGGGCAGUGAUGAAAAUAAUUGUGUGAGGUUUGGUGAGGGCAACAGUCUGCAGGUCAGGACGUCUGAAGAUGGCCGCUUCCUACCAGUGUGCUACAAAGGCUGGGACGAGAGAUAUGCAGAUCAGACCUGCACUCAGCUGGGGUUCAGAAAUUCUUAUGUCACCAAAGCAGCCAAAUCCCAGACCCAGUCCAUUGGUUUAACAUUGACCAGCAGAUCGUCGUCACUUAUCCAGGGUGCGGUAAAAGUCAGUUCUUCCUGUCCAUCCCAGGAAACCGUCUCCCUGCAGUGUGUGGACUGCGGUCAGCAGCAGUCUACAUCCCGGAUCAUUGGGGGUAGCAUAGCUAAGACAGGUCAGUGGCCUUGGCAGUUGUCGCUCCACUUCAGAGGAUCCCAUAUCUGCGGUGCAGUUCUCAUCUCUCCUGUUUUUGCGGUGACUGCUGCCCACUGCUUCCCAAGCAAAGCUUUGGCUCCCUCAACACAGUGGAAAGUGUAUGCUGGAGUGGUGUCCCAGGACAAUCUACCUCAGCCUUACCUGGUUGAAAAGAUCCUGCUCAACGAGAAUUACAACAGCAGGACUAAUGACCAAGACGUCGCUCUGCUCAAAUUUACAUCUCCAGUUGUUUUCAAUGAUAAAGUUCAGCCAGUUUGUCUGCCAACUUCUGGCCAGCAAAUUCCCCCAGGACAGAAAUGCUGGACCUCGGGCUUUGGCACCACUGAGGCAGGAUCAGGCACUGUCUCCAAGGAUCUGAUGGAGGUGUCCGUGGACAUCAUUGAUACACGAGUGUGCAACAGCCCCCGGGUGUAUGGAGGCGCUGUGACCAGGAACAUGAUCUGUGCUGGGAACCUGGAAGGAGGCAAAGACUCAUGUCAGGGGGACAGCGGGGGACCUCUGGUAUGUCAGGGAGACAGCCGUUGGUUCCUGGUGGGGAUCACGAGCUGGGGAGCUGGCUGUGGUGAAAGAAACAAGCCUGGCGUCUAUACCAAAGUCAGUAGUGUUCUGCCCUGGAUCUACAGAAAAAUGCAGGAAGUGAAGUGAUGUCCCUUUGUGUCCUGCGGGUGCUCCGCCCCCCCCCUCCCCCCCUGCACUAUGAAGUUGUCUUGUGUAGAUAGAUGGACUAACAAACAGAUGAAGAAAUUGAUGAGGAGUAAAUGUGGACGGAAAGACAGACGGAUGAAAGGUCGGGGGAGUGGCAGCAUGACAAAAUGCACAGGUUUAAACACAGGACCUCUGUCUUGGUGUCCUGCAUCAUCUACAGUAUACUCAUCCUCUGUCACACGUAUGUGUUGUGUAUUGAUACACACUAAUCGAU
This is a messenger RNA of Seriola aureovittata, 1930 nucleotides long. It is a transcript of the gene tmprss13a, whose product is annotated as transmembrane serine protease 13a. The coding region runs from base 184 to 1656 and encodes 490 amino acids. Gene Ontology annotation, molecular function: serine-type endopeptidase activity; protein binding. Lineage: Eukaryota; Metazoa; Chordata; Actinopteri; Carangiformes; Carangidae. The transcript is spliced from 13 exons. Gene Ontology annotation, cellular component: membrane. The record is from RefSeq and is a predicted model, not a curated record. Gene Ontology annotation, biological process: proteolysis.